GGAUGAAGAGCUCACAGCAGAGACGGUGUUGACGUGAUUCCGGGGGCCUGGCAUCAUGUAGCUUAUCCUGGGGGUUCUCUGGACAUCUCGUUGUCGUGAUACUCACCUGUAACUUAUCUAAUUUUCGAGGCAAAACUCAUUAUUUUUUUGACCAGUUCGUUAUUGCUCGGUUAUCGACAAGUAAUUCAAAAAGUUACCAGCCGCACUGUUAAGUACUGGUGUGUGUGUGUGUGUGCACUUAGCCUGUUAGCUCAUAGUUCACUUAGCGAAACCGAGUCUUCCAGCUAAUGUCUCGCCUUUGAACGGCUGUCAACUCCAUCAACGGGACCACGGGCAUCUUCCCCCCGGCCGUCUGAUGGAAGGCUGAGGGGAAUGAUGCUCACAUUCCUCCGCGUCCUCUUCACAGGCCUGUUAGGUGUAUUAUGGGAUGGAGCUCAUGCCUUUGGUGGGAUCAGACUAGUAGAUGGGGAGAACAAGUGUUCUGGGAGAGUUGAGGUUCUCCACCGUGACGAGUGGGGGACAGUUUGCGACCAUGGCUGGGACCUACGGGAUGCUGAUGUGGUGUGCUUACAGCUGGGAUGUGGCUUAGCUGAAACUGCCUUUAAUGGCGCAGCAUUUGGUGUUGGCAAAGGAGAGAUCUGGUUGCACCAUGUCCAGUGCACUGGACAAGAGUCCAGUUUGACACGCUGUGCUAUUGCCCUUCACAGUAAUUCGUACUGCACCCAUGAGAAUGAUGCAGGAGUGAAAUGCUCAGGUACUCUUUUAAGACCCUCUCUCACCCUGCUGUCGCCUCACACUGAGUUCUCACCUGGGGAGACUGUUCGCUUUGGCUGCAGUGUUCUGCUGGGUCAUCACUUCAGUGACUUCCACCUAUACAAGCACGGAGUGUCCACGCCCCUGGUUACACAGAGGGCAGAGCAGAGCCAGACCAGUGUGGAACUCACACUGCCCGACAUAGAGAUAUUCCACCAGGGCAGCUACAGCUGUCGUUACAGGAUCAAAGGUCGCUUCCCUUUUCAGCUGCUCAGCUCUCCACCCAGCAACUCCAUCAACAUCACAUUGGGUGCUCUUCUGACACCCAUCCUCACCCUGCUGUCGCCUCACACUGUGUUCUCACCUGGGGAGGCUGUUCGAUUUGGCUGCAGUGUUCAGCUGGGUCACCAUCUGAGUGACUUCCACCUGUACAAGCACGGAGUGUCCACGCCACUGGUUACACAGAGGGCAGACCACACCCAAAGCAGAGUGGAGCUCACACUGUCCGACGUAGAGACUUUUCACCAGGGCAGCUACAACUGUCGUUACAGGAUCAAAGGUGGCUUCUCUUCUGAGCUGCUCAGCUCUCCACCCAGCAACUCCAUCAACAUCACAGUGGUGGAACUCUUGACUCCCCAACACUGGUACAACACGUCAUCAGAUGCUCCGGCUGGUUCUGUCAUGAAAGGCCAUGGUUUUAACAUCACCUGUUCCACCCAGCAACAGUAUCCCGGAGGGUCCUUUCAGCUGCGGCUAAUUCAGCCCAAUGGCACAGUGCGCCAGUCACUGCCUGCUCUAACCCCGUCUGUCACUUUCACCUUUCCCAACGCACAGAGCUCCAAUGAGGGCUACUACUACUGUUUGUAUCGGGUCCAAAUGGGUGGACGCACUUUUGUCUCCAGAGAAAGCCAACCGCUGCCUAUAGCCAUCAGAGAUCCAGAUCCACUACUGAGUCCAAUGGUGAUCAGCUGGCUUGUGUCUGGCCUGACAUUUGUUGUAGCUGUCAUUGUGAUAAUCAUUGUGGCGAAGGUACUAUGUAACAAGGAGAAGAAUCCGUCUGAGCUUGAGCGAGAGACCAGAACCUGUGUGGACAACACUUAUGUUGCCUUAUCAAUUAACAAGCUAUGAUGGGGAACAUGUACAUGCGAACAACUUGAGAAUCAUUGGCAAAAGGAAAGUCAGGAGGGUCAAACAUUGAGUCCUACGUUGAUUUGGACAGCAUGUAACCAAGAAACCAACAGCUUGGCCGGUCGUGCACUGCACUUUUGACAAAGGAAUGACACGGACCCAGUUCAGUACAGUCCAGAUGAGGUAGUUUUCACUUCACACCAACAUAGACCUAUGACUGUACAACCAUUUUCUUUCAUGCCAAAUGUCAGGCUAGUGUUCAAAUGCAUGUGAUUCUCAAGGAUUGUGCUACAGUGAGAUGUAAAUUAAAGGCCACAAAAGACUGACAAAGAGUGUAAAUCAGUAUAAAGGUUCAGGUCAGGGUUUCACUGUCACUCAGACUUGGCUACUGCCACAACCUCAGAUGUGAUGAGUGGAAAACUGCCACUUAGAGCUUAAUCGGGGGAAACUGUGACAUAGGUUCCUCAGGUCUGUGCAUAACAUUUUGUAUUUAUUACCAGAUAGCACUAAUGACAUACUCGGCUAGGUUACUAUGUAUUUGCUUCCACAGAUCAAUGAUCCUUAAGGAUUAGAAAAUGUUUUGGUAUUUUAACUCUAAACCUACUAUUCGUCUUAUAUCAUUAACAUACACAUUUCGGCUCUUUUAGAGUGAACAUAGAAGCUAGUCUCUUAAAAUACUGCUGUUGAAGCUUUUUCUUUUCCACAGAUAGUUUUUUAGUAGCUAUUACUGCAUGUCCUAUAUAAUACAACAUCAGAUCAAACUACAUAAAAGGCAACAGCUUUAAUCAAAAAUGCAUUAUACUUUAUUUUUUAUACCAUCUGUGAUCUAAACAUUUCAAUUUUGUUUUUGUUCCUGAAUAAAUGACACUUGUUUA
Solea senegalensis (Senegalese sole) is the source of this 2756-nucleotide messenger RNA. RefSeq lists its product as uncharacterized. The transcript has 9 exons. Gene Ontology annotation, cellular component: membrane. Lineage: Eukaryota; Metazoa; Chordata; Actinopteri; Pleuronectiformes; Soleidae. Bases 373 to 1881 code for a protein of 502 amino acids. The record is from RefSeq and is a predicted model, not a curated record.